AUGGCAGACGCAGUGCCUUCUGACGCACUGGAUUAUGAGGCUUGUCGCUUAUCAUCAAUUACGCUCCAAACCGACGGUGAAACGCCUGUCGCUACCAAAGGCAUCUGCAACCUGAAGCGAAAGACAGAAGAAGGUGAAGUUAAAGACGACACCGAUACACAGAUAUCCAAGAAGCAUCGCGCUCUCCAUCACCAUGACGUGUCAUCUCCGGGCCUCUCUCCAUGUCUUCUUGCCUUGAUUCGUCCACCCGAGCCAUCGUCCAUAAAUGGCAUUCUUCGACAACACUGCCGAAAGAGCCUCUACGUGAAGCCGUUGUAUUGGAAACUACAGCACCUAGAGCUGUUGGGCUGUCAAUUUCAUGCUAAGAUCGAGAAAGAGCAGAAUGCCCGCUUCCAAGGACAGUCCCAAGGAGAGACUAGGAGAGACCAAGUCCCAAGGAAUACCACAAAAUUACCUCCUGACAUCAUUAUUCGACGUGCUGUAAAGGAAUUUCCAGGCAAAUCACAAUUCAGCUCUGACCUCAAUUUUUACUUCAACGGCCGUCAUGUUACCAAUCUCUAUACCUAUGGUAUUUUCUCGCGCACUUCAUACGAAGCCGACGGGCCCAGUCUUGCGUUUCUCAGUCUUCGCGACGUAAGUCAGCAACGCGACAUGUCGAUUAGGUUCCCUUGGCACGUCGAGAGAAGCUCACCAGAGUAUAGGAUUGCAGAGAAGAAAAGGAAAAACGUGCGGCCUGUCAACGAGGUCGAAGAUCCAUAUAUUGCGGCUGUUUUAAUAGCCUUGGCUCAGAAGCAGCAGCGUCGACAGCACGCCGUUGCAGGGACACAAGCGGAUACGCCGAACAGGGAAGACGAUUCCUUCCUCGUUCCUCGAUCGAUUAGACUAUCCGUCGGAAAAUAUCCCAAGUCGUCCAUUCCCCAUCAAGUAUCAUCAAAUUUCGUUCUCAUCCCUUGA
Trichoderma harzianum CBS 226.95 is the source of this 954-nucleotide messenger RNA. RefSeq lists its product as hypothetical. The record is from RefSeq and is a predicted model, not a curated record. The coding region runs from base 1 to 954 and encodes 317 amino acids. NCBI's taxonomy places the organism in Eukaryota, Fungi, Ascomycota, Sordariomycetes, Hypocreales, Hypocreaceae. The transcript has 4 exons.